CAAAUUUCAAAAUUUCACCCAGCAGCGCCCUUGUGUGACCCUAAAGCCCACCCUGCUUUGCUGCCCUCCUGGAAUAUUCCAUUUCCAUGGAAUUUCUGGCCUGGAAAAGUGGGAAUUCCUUAAUUUCCCUGGCAGUUACCCCUCCUACAUGCCCAUCCUGCAGAGAGCCAUCGAGCUCUGGUACCACGACCCCGCCUGCACCACGCCCGUCCUCAAACUCAUGGCUGAGCUGGUCCACAACAGAUCCCAACGGCUGCAGUUUGAUGUCUCCUCUCCCAACGGGAUCCUGCUUUUCCGGGAGACCAGCAAGAUGAUCACGACCUACGGGAAUCGCAUCCUGACGCUGGGCGAGGUGCCCAAGGACCAGGUGUACGCGCUGAAGCUGAAGGGAAUCUCCAUCUGCUUCUCCAUGCUGAAGGCGGCGCUCAGCGGCAGCUACGUCAACUUCGGCGUCUUCCGGCUCUACGGCGACGACGCGCUGGACAACGCGCUGCAGACCUUCAUCAAACUGCUGCUCUCCAUCCCCCACAGCGACCUCCUGGAUUAUCCCAAGCUGAGCCAAUCCUACUAUUCCCUGCUGGAAGUGCUCACCCAGGACCACAUGAACUUCAUUGCCAGCCUGGAGCCCCACGUCAUCAUGUACAUCCUGUCCUCCAUCUCCGAGGGCCUCACCGCGCUGGACACCAUGGUGUGCACGGGCUGCUGCUCCUGCCUGGACCACAUCGUCACCUACCUGUUCAAGCAGCUCUCGCGCAGCACCAAGAAGAGAUCGACGCCCCUGGCCCAGGAGAGCGAUCGCUUCCUGCACAUCAUGCAGCAGCACCCCGAGAUGAUCCAGCAGAUGCUCUCGACGGUGCUGAACAUCAUCAUCUUCGAGGACUGCCGGAACCAGUGGUCCAUGUCCCGGCCCCUGCUCGGCCUCAUCCUGCUCAACGAGAAGGUAACGGCUCCAUCCCAGCUGGACAGGCUUGGAGGAGGGCGGAUUUGGGGUGCCCCGUCAAAGGCAGGAAUGGUGAAUCUGACUCCGUGUUCUCAGGGGGCUGAUUCAUUAUUUUAUCAUCUCUAUUAAAUUAAAGAAUGCUGUUCUAAACUGUGCUAAAGAAUAGAGAAAGGAUACAGACAGAAGGAUAAAAAAUAGUAAUGAAAACUCCUGACUCUCUCCAGAGCCUGACACAGCUCAGCUGUGAUUGGUCAUUAAGGUAAAACAAUUCACAGAAACCAAUCAAACAUCACCUGUUGGUAAACAGUCUCCAACCACAUUCCAAAGCAGCAGAACACAGGAGCAGCAAUCAGAUAAUUCUUGUUUUCCUUUUUCUCUGAGGCUUCUCAGCUUCCCAGGAGAAAAUCCUGGGCAAAGAGGAUUUUCAGAAAAUAUGACAGUGACAGA
This is a messenger RNA of Serinus canaria (Common canary), 1387 nucleotides long. Its product is annotated as exportin-7-like. The transcript has 6 exons. Gene Ontology annotation, cellular component: cytoplasm; nuclear pore. Lineage: Eukaryota; Metazoa; Chordata; Aves; Passeriformes; Fringillidae. Bases 149 to 1069 code for a protein of 306 amino acids. Gene Ontology annotation, molecular function: nuclear export signal receptor activity. Gene Ontology annotation, biological process: protein export from nucleus. The record is from RefSeq and is a predicted model, not a curated record.